This is a messenger RNA of Cetraspora pellucida, 386 nucleotides long. The record is from the annotation of a GenBank genome assembly. Lineage: Eukaryota; Fungi; Glomeromycota; Glomeromycetes; Diversisporales; Gigasporaceae.
ACCUAGCACUUGACAAUCUUACUGAUGCACUUGAAGCUCUUCAUACUUAUUUUACCUAUCCAAUGCCAGUUGAUAAAUUUUUGUUUAUUCCUAAGGAAGAUAUUGUUUACAAAGUUUCUAAUGAUUAUCAGAUUAUUGAAGAACUUAUAGGCAUAUUCAAACCAGUCAAUCUAACUGAUGGUAAUUUAGAAGUUGAAGAUGAUAGCAUUGAAAUUUCUAUUAUUAGUGCUAACAUAGCAAUUGAAAGCUUAGAAACUGUAUGCAUGUUUCUGCUCCAGCAGGAUACUGCAGAUGAAUAUAUUAAAACCAUCAAAAAAGUUGAAAAAUUUAUUAAACAAAAAAAAAUAUAUCAAAUAAAACAAAGUAAAAUUAAUGACUAUUUUUAA